Molecule: messenger RNA, 6821 nt
Organism: Rhineura floridana
Lineage: Eukaryota; Metazoa; Chordata; Lepidosauria; Squamata; Rhineuridae
Gene: CHST3
Product: carbohydrate sulfotransferase 3
Exons: 4
Coding region: 817-2400 (527 amino acids)
Biological process (GO): carbohydrate metabolic process; N-acetylglucosamine metabolic process
Cellular component (GO): Golgi membrane
Molecular function (GO): N-acetylglucosamine 6-O-sulfotransferase activity; chondroitin 6-sulfotransferase activity
Source: RefSeq, a predicted model, not a curated record
AAGGAAAAGCCUGAGUCUGGAGGGGAUGUAGUGACUUUCCUUGACACUUUGCAACUCUCCCGGCCUGAAGCAGCGUUUCUUUCCCGCGCGCCGAGCCGACUUCGCUGUGGGAUCCUUUCAUGCGCACGUUGCGGCACGGCUGCCGGAAGACUCUUCGGGAAUCCAGCAGGGGAAAGACUGCGCCUUUUUAGGGGGCAGCCAAAGGGAGGAGGAAGAGGAGGAGGGACUCCUUUUCUCGUCUCCAAGGAGAGCCCUCACGCCUGACCUCUCGUUCCUCGCGCUUCUUCACUGCGACUCUUUAACCUAGGGAGAGUGAGGGGCGGGAAGGGGAGCUCACCCCAACCCGCCCUGCCUAUCCGAGCGGGGUAGGGAGAGGAUCUUUACAGCGGCUUUCCACAGGAAAAGGCGGCGCGAGGCAGAAGGAGGGGACGAAAGCCGAAGGAAAGACCCGGAGUGUACGGUCUCCAGACUGCUCUCGCUAACUCCCUUUCGGGGAAAGCUCUCAGACGCCCGCCCUUCCUCGAAAGGAGGCUGUGAGGACUCGCGUCAGGGUAAGGCGAGAAAUGCGCCCGAGCGCCUAUUGUAAGGCAUGCGGAGCAUCCCAGCCGGCUUCCGCCUCUUUCACACUCUUUUGUUUCUUGGUGGCGAGGGAGUCCUUUUGUGCUGCGAUGAUGGAUUUCUAACUUCUCUGAUGUGUCGGGAGGGAAGGAGAGAAGGAAGGAACCAACCCCGGUGCAUCCUGAUGCUGAAAACGCAGGAUGGCCAUUUGAUUCCUGCUCCUGGGAUCUGGGGGAGAAGCUUUGCUCUGUGCUAAGGAUGAGGAGCAAGCACCCACAUCAUGGAGUACGCUUCUGGCUACCGGCCGUACUGCAUUCCACUGACAAGAUAACAGCAGAAAAUAACCCUAAGACAGUGCUUUCCAGGAUAACUGAAGAAGAUCAGAGAAGCUUAAGGAAGAUUACCCCCUGCUUCCCCUUGAAGGGGAAAGGCCUUUCUCUGGCAAGUCCUGUCUCCAUGGAUAAAGGACACACGUUACCUCAAGACUUCUGGGAGUUGCUGCACUGUCUGAGGAUGAGGAGCAAGUAUGCCAUCCUCCUGGUAUUUGUGGUAGCACUGGUCAUUAUUGAAAAGGAGAACAACAUCAUAUCAAGGGUGUCAGAUAAACUGAAGCAAUCUCCACAUUCCCUGAUGGAAGCCAAUAUCACAGACUCUGGCUUGGUGCUCUCAGAGAACGGUUCUCUGCUGUCCCUGAGCAAGCUGGACUUGGCUUUCUUCCAGCUUAAGAACAGGCUUCAGAAUAUCACUAUGCAGCUCGGGGGGACUAGAGAACCUUUGCCGGCACGUAUUAAGGGGACACGGAAACAUGUGCUCCUAAUGGCUACCACCCGCACCGGUUCCUCCUUCGUAGGGGAAUUCUUCAAUCAGCAGGGCAACAUUUUCUACCUCUUUGAGCCACUAUGGCACAUUGAAAGGACGGUGUCCUUUGAGCCUGGAGGUGCUAAUGCUGUGGGUUCAGCUCUUGUCUACAGAGAUGUUUUGAAGCAGCUCUUCCUUUGUGACCUCUACAUCUUGGAGAGCUUUAUAAUUCCAUUCCCAGAGGAUCACCUGACUCAGUUUAUGUUCCGACGUGGUUCGAGCCGCUCGCUGUGUGAGGACCCUGUUUGCACACCUUUUGUCAAGAAGAUCUUUGAGAAGUACCACUGCAAGAACCGUCGCUGUGGUCCCCUAAAUGUGACUCUGGCCAUGGAGGCCUGCCUGCGCAAGGAACACAUGGCGCUUAAGGCAGUGCGGAUUCGGCAGCUGGAGUACUUGCGUCCUCUAGUUGAAGACCCUCGCCUGGAUAUGAGGAUCAUUCAGUUGGUGCGGGACCCUCGGGCUGUGCUGGCUUCUCGCAUGGUUGCUUUCUCAGGGAAGUAUGAAACCUGGAAGAAAUGGGCUACUGAAGGUGCAGCGACCCUCAAUGAGGAUGAGGUACAGAGGCUGCGGGGCAAUUGUGAAAGCAUCCGGCUCUCAGCUGAACUUGGAUUGAGGCAGCCGGCAUGGCUGCGGGGUCGCUACAUGCUGGUCCGCUAUGAGGACAUUGCCAGGUCGCCCCUUCAGAAGGCCAAGGAGAUGUACAAAUUCACAGGCAUCACCAUCACUCCACAAGUAGAGGACUGGAUCCGGAAGAAUACUCAGGCACCUCAGGAUAGCAACGGCAUCUACUCCACCCAGAAAAACUCCUCUGAGCAGUUUGAGAAAUGGCGAUUCAGCAUCCCCUUCAAGCUUGCCCAGGUGGUGCAGAAUGUCUGCAGUCCAGCUAUGAACCUGUUUGGCUACAAGCUGGCCAGCAGUGCUGAAACCCUUACAAACAGAUCUGUCAGCUUGCUGGAGGAGAGGAGGACCUUCUGGGUCACUUAAAGGUGGCUUUUGCUGAUGGAUUUUCUAUAUUGUAGCUGUCUGUCGGACUGAAAAAGACAGAACACCAGAAUUAUUGGGGAAGGAACACGUAGCGCAAAGGGUUGAGAGGAGGGGAGCCGUCUUUGGCUAGCCUGCUUCAUGCUUCUGCUUAUCUUGCGCUGUUUGUUCACACCAGGGUGCUUUCUGCUUUUUCUGGGAGCAGAUGUCACUGGCCGACACAUUACAGGCCCCUUGAUGGGUUUAUAAGGUGGCUAAGCUUUGGCACAAAGAAGUGUUCAGAAGCUGGCACAGAGUGGAGCAUGAAAUACUGGAUUCUGGGUUCCCUACCUCACGUCCGUGACCUCCUCAGUGGAGGCCCCUCUCUUCAGCCAUGUACACUAAACAUCCAAAGAGAAGUUUUUUUUAUAUUUGACAAUUAUAAAAGGAAAUUGGUUUCUUAUCCUGCUGGGAAGAUGUGAGAAAAGCAGAGUAUUGCACUGAUACUGCCUCAGGCAGCCUUAAAGGACGUGUCCAGCUCAUAUUUGGGGGAGAGUGGGAAAGAGAAAGUAAAGAAACUUUUUUAACAGAACUGCCUGAAAAGAGAUCUGACUGUUUCGUCAUUUAAACAGAGGACGUUUUGUACGUAUUCUACUUGAGACCCUCAGAUUAAUUAAUGCCUUGUUUAAACUGGAGAUGUGACUGGCUCAUACCAAUUAUCAUGGAAAAAACAUGGGAGUGGAGCCAAACGUGGCUCUACCCACAAUAAUAAGGGGACUUUGGGUUACACCUGAGAAAGUGUUGUGCACGUGCUGUGGUUUGUCAUGCUUUGCACUUAAGCCCUUGGAUGAGAGACAGAAAGCAGGCUAUGAAAAUAACAUUCAAAGAGAGAGAGAAAAUGGAAUAAUAUUCAUCCUACAUCCCUGGGGAUCAACCUUCCUCAGUGCCAUCAGCUGCUUUUGCUCUCCAAUAGUCUAUUUUUAAAAACAAACACACCUGCUGUCUGGUUUUCUCACUUGUCACUGAAUCAAUUGUUACUGAAUCUCAUUCAGUGUGUGAAGACAGUUAGAAACAAUAGCUGCUUUCUAGUCUGGUGACAGAAGGCUGUGACUUUAAUUGUGUUUUCUCCUCCCUCCCCCUUGCUGUCCUUCCUUCCAAUAAUUGUUUCUGUGUCCUUUAAAGUGCUGGUUGGAAACUGCCAAUAAUUCUUUCCUGCCAUUUCAGAGGGGGGUUGUUUUGUACAAACCAGGCCUACUGAAAUGCAGAGGAAGAAGUGACAGGCUAUGGAGGCAAGCAGGUGGAGCCAGUGAUAGGCAAUAGAAAUAGUUUCUGUAACAGCAAGAAACAAGGUCUGUGACACAGCCAAUGAAUUCCUCUUAUUCCCUUCUGGUCAUAGGUUCACUUUGUUUUCUCUUUAAGGGUUUGCGGCCCAGUAGGGAACAUCUGAUGAAUCUUUAGCACACUUUAGGCCCUGCUAUUAAUUUGAAGCACUGAUUAACAUACUUACCCUGCCUGGACACAGCUUCCUUCUCUUGUGUAUCCUCAUCUGGAAUGUAAACCCAAAAUUUCCAUCCUGGAGUAUGUGCCCAGGAAGGAAAUUUUGGAUUUACAUUCCAGAUGAGGAUAGGCCAGAGAAGGAAGCUGCAUUAAUGGCACAUGCUUUCAUGGAAUAGAGUCCACUUUGUCAGACGCAUGAAGUAUUAUCCUUAGUAGGCAGGCAGGCAAACAUGGAUACAGAGGGGGAAAUUGUAAACAGUAGUGCCAACUGGUUAUGAAACACAAAGAUUGGCAGAAGUUAUAUAUACAAAUAUAUACAGAGUGAUCCAUUCAUAACCGCAGCCACUUUCUGUCUGGCAUUACUAAUUUCACACCAACAAAGGGAACAUGUACUUUUGGUAAUGGGAAAAAUAUCUUUAAUCUCAAUUGACUGAGAUGUCUAUAAAAUCAUAUAUUAUUAGAAGCUUCAUUUCCUUUUGUUUAUUUUUUGAAAAAAUCAUUCAACCAGAAGCUGUUAACAUUUAUGGCUUAUAAAAUUUAUUUUUUGCAGGGGGAUGGGGAGAGAAUUGGUGAAAUAAAAAACUGCAUUUAUUUUAACCCACUCAGAACAAAGGAGAAUGGCAUGCAACAUGCUGCUAUUUCCUAACAUGUAGCAAGUGAGCAGGGGGGGAAAGCAAGACUUUUUGCACAGCAAUGUAUAAUUAUGCGUUGCCAUCUCUCCUCUCCACCCCCACCUACCAAGAAAAAAGCAGCUGGUUCUAAACAGAAUUUUAUAUCAUGAAGUAGAAGAUAAAAAAAAAGUAUGCCACUGUAUAAAAGUUUUUAAAAGUUGCUUCUGGGAUACCAUUAGCUCUUUCCAAAAUCUCUGCCAGAGUUAAAAUGUUACGCUAGAUUUUCCACACAAAUAUCAGCCACCUGUAUGGUGAAUUAGCACACGCACAUGCACACACACUUCAUUAACAUUGCUUCAGUUGGGAUAUUUGUUUGACUGGUAAGUGGUGACUGACUGUAGCAGUUUCACACAUUCAGAGUAUCUGUGGUGACCAGGAACCUUCACCUCCUGAUGUGGGAAAGUGCUAUAUGAAGGGAUCUUCAGCUUUCUUGGACUGCACACUCGGUAACUCCCAACCAAUGAGCUUUGACUCUCCAGUUAGUCAUGGGGAAUCUGUGGCUGGACUGGAGGAAGGGAUAUUCACAGACAUAAAACUCUAUUUUGGUGUCACCUUAGGAAGAAGUUCUUGCUCCAUUAUUUUUGCUAUUUGGUCUUAUUGAACGGUGUACAUUGAUGUGUACCUAAAACACUUUUUGGAUCACUUGAAAGCAGCAUUUAUACAUUAUCUAGAGCAACUUCCUCCAAGCUGUUGCCUUCCAUAUGUCUUGGACUACAACCCCCAUAAGCCCCAACCAGCACAGCUGUUGUAGUCCAAUGGAUUAGUCCAAAACAUCUGGAGGGCACCAGAUUGGUGAAGACAGAUCUAGAGCACAGCAGCAAUGUCUGCACAUGGCUAAGGUGCAUUUGGUUUUUAUAAACUAGUAGAGAUCGCUAGCAUGGUAUGUCACUACAUAGUCUGCCUGAACCACAUUGUCAGAGGUUAUGGAUAUUUCUAGGAACAGUGCAAUAUGGUAUAUUUUAUGACAUAUUUAAACAAGACCUAAAUGCCACUUUCUAAAUGCACUAAGGGUGCAAUCCAACUGCCAUUUAUGCUGGGCUGAGACCCCUGGCUGAGCUGGCAGAGUCCAGACUCUGCUGGGCUCUGCCAGCAGACACCCACAUCCUGGCUCAGCUGCAGUGGAGCCAGGACCCUGCCAACUCAGCUGGGUAUCCACUAGGGAAGUCCAGCCUGGCAGAAGGGAAGCCAAGGGGUGUUCCAGGGCAUGUCAGAGGAGGGGCUGCAGGAGGGGACUUAGGCCACAUCCAACUCAUGUUCGGAGUGCUCCUGCAGGUCCCAAUCAGGCCAAACUUACACUAAGAAAAAGGUCGGUCUACAAAAAUAAUUACAGUGGUAGUCAAUGGAGAGUGCUUACUCCCCAGUAGGGGUAUUUGAGAGCUGGCUUUUACUUUUUGAUUCCUAUGUACAGCUCCCAGCUGAUUCCAUGUUCAGCCAGCCCAGAGUCUCCUGAAUGGCAGUUGGAUGCUGUGGACCUUCCCGCUGGCUCCUCCUUCCACUAGCUUCCCCUGUUGGAUUGCUGUGUAAAUCUUGGUGGAAAAAUUAUGUGCACUAUUGCCAUAAAGUUAGGGGAAAUGUUUACUUUUUGCCAUCAGUUUCUUGGUUGGGAAGUUGAUGCAUUCAGCUGUUUUCCAACCUGACUGCAUGUGGCAAAGCAAAUGCUAUAGGGUCAAUAUCUCAGUGGAGGCAGAAGAUAAAACUUGCUCUAUCUCUAGUAUGUCACUGGAAGGAGGCAUGAGCCAAACACGGUCCAUUCCAAAGGGCACAGUGUAUAGGUGUAAGGAGCUAUGAAAACUUUCUGACCACGAGCCUUAUAGAUAGGCUGUGCUUCCAAAUCAAGAUAUACUUGUCCAAUUCUCAGGUGGGCAGGAUACUUAAUAGCCCCCAAGUUAUGAAAAGUUUCAACCAGCACUGUUGCUAUGUAACAAUAUAUUGCUCCUGCUGUUGCUGAAUUUUAUUUGUGAUUUUCCAUUCUGUUGUGGUGUUCUUGUUGUUUUCAAAUUUUACCAUUUAAAAAGAUUCUGUACAACAGCUGCGGGUUUGGUGAAAAGAAGCCAUAAUUUCCUGACAUCUACAAAACAGUUCAAGUCUGGUAGGUUUUCAGACUUCUUCUUUUUAGCUGUAAAAUGUGUAUUGGGUUUAUUUAUUUGUUAUAUGUGGGAAAGAUGAAAAAUAACUUUAUUAGCAGGAAUCAGAAUUGCACAAAAUAAAUAAAAACAGACUCAGAAAUGUUUCCCAAGAAACAGAAAUGCAAUUAAUCAAGAGCAGCUAUGGUUAAAA